Messenger RNA from Motacilla alba alba, 3633 nucleotides. RefSeq names its product alpha tocopherol transfer protein (gene TTPA). Gene Ontology annotation, cellular component: membrane. Gene Ontology annotation, molecular function: phosphatidylinositol bisphosphate binding. The transcript has 7 exons. Bases 1 to 1491 code for a protein of 496 amino acids. NCBI's taxonomy places the organism in Eukaryota, Metazoa, Chordata, Aves, Passeriformes, Motacillidae. The record is from RefSeq and is a predicted model, not a curated record.
AUGAGGCCCCCUCAGUCGUCUGAGCAGGCCCAGCCCCCCCUCAGCCUUUCCUCAAGAAAGACAUGCUCCAGACACUUGAACCAGAUCUGUAGCUCUCCACUGGGCCGGCUCCGGGAGCUCCAUGCCUCCCUUGCACUGCGGAGCCCAGAAGUGGACACAGCAGUUCAGGUGCUGCGAGCCCCUGCACAGCAGGGUCCAGGGCACUGCCUGCCGUCAGAGCCUGCAGCUCAGAGCCCGGGCUGUCUGCACGCUCCAGGCAGCUGCAAUGAAGUUGCAGCGUUUUGCGAUUUAGUAUCUAAAGAUGGAUUAUUUUCGCCAAAAGGGGAGGCCACGACCCUUAGCGCGUUCCAGGGGUCCGGGAUGACCCUCCUGCGGUGGGCACCGCGGGUUCCAGUGGCGGGGGUCUCCCUGCUCCGAGGGGCCGCCCCUCGCCUUCCAGAGGGAGCCGAAUCGCAAAAUCCUAAAAACCAGUCAAGUCCGUACAAGUGGAAAAGCCAAGCCCAAGAGAGGCAGUGCAGGGGCCGCGGCACACCUGCCCGCUCCCUCGCCUGGGGCCCGGGAGGGCGCUCAGGGGUUAAGCCCCGCGGGGGCGGGGGCGGGGGCAGCCCGGCCGGGCCCCGCCGCCGCGGCUCCCCUCAAUGGGACGGCUCCGGCGGCGGGGCUGAGCUCGGCCGUGCCGCGGGGAUGGCGCAGCUCAAUGACCUGCCCGACCACUCUCCGCGGGUGCGCGGCGCCGUGUCCGAGCUGCGGCGGCGGGCGGAGGCAGAGCCCGGCCAGCGCUGGCCGCAGCCCCUCUCCGAUGCCUUCCUGGUGCGGUUCCUGCGCGCCCGAGACUUCCACCUGGACCUGGCCUGGAGGUUAUUGAAGAAUUAUCAGAAGUGGAGAAUUGAAUGCCCAGAAAUAAGUGCAGAUUUACAACCAUCUUCUGUUCUUGGUCUCUUGCAAGCUGGCUAUCAUGGAGUCCUAAGGUCAAGAGACCCACAUGGAAGCAAAGUUCUAAUAUACAGAAUUGGACAAUGGGAUCCCAGUUUAUUUACAGCAUAUGAUGUGUUUCGUGUAAGUCUCAUCACAUCUGAACUCAUUGUAAAGGAGAUCGAGACUCAGCGCAAUGGAGUCAAGGCCAUCUUUGACCUUCAAGGGUGGAGAUUUGCUCAUGCUUUUCAAAUCAGUCCAGCAGUGGCCAAGAAAAUUGCUGCUGUUCUCACAGAUUCCUUUCCACUGAAAGUUCGAGGUAUCCACUUGAUUAAUGAGCCUUUAUUCUUCCACCCAGUCUUCGCUCUAAUUAAGCCUUUUCUCACUGAAAAAAUAAAGCAACGGGUGUACAUGCAUGGAAAUAACUACUUGCAGAGUCUGACUGAACACUUCCCCGUCAGCAUUCUCCCACGGGAAUAUGGCGGGGAGGAAGUCUCCAUUGAAGAGCUGGCCAAGGAAUGGACUGACUUCAUAAUGGCAUCUUCAGAUUAUCUUCAGAGCAUUUCUCUGGUUGCCUAGGAAUAACCUUAAUGCAGCAUUUUAUCAAUUCUUGAACGCUGGAAUUAGAAAUAAAUUUAAUAUGAAAAUUUCCAUUGUGAAUGAAACAUUCACAUUACAUUGUGAAAGUAUGUCUUUGCAGGGCACUCACUGUUAUGUUGGCUGCACUUUUAUACUAACUGGAGUCUAUCAGUUUGUAUGUCUGAAGAGAUUAUUGAAUUUUACAUGUUUGUCAUGCUGUUUGUUAUUGAGUAACUUGUAUGCCAGAAGGCUGAAGAGUGCAUAGGAUAUCAGAUUCAUACUGCUGCUGUUAGGUCUUUGGAGACAACUCAUCUGUAAUAAUGUAGUCCAGCACCUUUACACUUAGCUCUUGUAUCUUGGCUUGUCAAGACAAUACAAAACAAAGAAUAGACUGUGAAUAGGGUAGUUUGUUGCAGAAAUAGACUACAGGGCUGAUUUACAAGGAGUGAAGGGGCUGCUUUUUGGGUUGAUUCUCAGGGAAAAAAUGCUGCUUUGUUAGUUUGUAUCAAAUGGAAAAUUAGUCAGCAAUAGUGUGAUAUUUGUGCUACUCUUUGUGCUGCUUGUGCAGCUUCCCUUUUUGUCCUAAUUAACAGAGUAAUCUUCAAGUUUUACAGAAAAACACCACGUACAUAUUCUUCAAAGGACAGUGUGAAUCAGGGGGAGGAACUGAUAAAAAAGUCAUAACAACCUUGAAAAUUUUGGUCACUUUGGACCUCAGCAUAGGAGAUGCUUGGUAUUGUCAUUUUAUUUUUAGUACAGUAACUGUUGUUAACUCUGUUUUGUUUUUGCAUAAGCACUAUGUAUCUAAGCAUUCCAUAUGAAUUUUCCUAUUAAUAAAUCCAUAAAAAAUGCUUUUAUCUCAGGUAGCUAGAGACUAUAACUUCAGUUAUUUUGUAAUUUUUAGGAUAUUGGAGAGGUAUAUAGGCAUAGGGAAUAGAAAUGAAACUAUCCUAUUAUAUUAGAAAUGUCUUACUUUAGAUCAUGAUUAGUAAGGCUUUAUUGCAAGAGUCAUUGGAAACUAUUCUUUAUUAGUAAGAGGAACAUCUAUGAAAGACCCCUUAGAGUACUUGUUGGUUGUAGUUUCUUCUGCUGUGGUAAGAUCAAUGCCAGAAAUUCUUUCAAAACUGACAACCUCCUUUUUUUUUUCCCUUCCAAUUUCCAAAUUUCCUGAAGUGCCUUCUUCAUUUUUCUCUUUCAAAAUAUUUUUGAUAUGGGGCCUAAAUUUAAAGAAACCUUAUUCAGAUAUAUGAUUAUGUGAAAAUGUAUUUCAAAUAUGUUUCUUUUUUCUCAGAUUUUGUGAUCCUAUCUUGUGAUAUACUGUUUUGUGAUACAAAAGCUCCUUAAAUAGAGGAGUUCAAUGAACUGCGAAUUCUUCUUUAUAAGAAAAUAGACUAAGUAGUCCGGUAUCUGGCAAUUGUUCAAGUGUGUAACUCAAGUUUCAAGUAAUUUCCCAGCUGGAGACCCGAAGCUAUUGUCUUAAUAUUACAGUCCUCCAAUUUUAAUCUGUGAAUGUAAACUGCACAAAGAAAUGAACCAUGUUUCAGUGAACAAGAAAACUUAAACUUCUCCUAUGAACCCAAUCUCUGAUUGCUACUGGUUUAUGUAGCAGAAACCUCAUUGGAUUGCAUAUGUAUAUGCAUAUUUAGCUGGGGCUUUUUAAUCUUUAUUUGGACUUCACCAGCUCUAUGAAUAUAAAAUCCUAAAUUGUCUUCAAAAAUACCCUGAUCCUGUUAUUAAGUGGUAGCAUGCUUGCCUAACUCAGCAGUUAGAGCACUGAGUCCUGAACUGUUAAUUAUUUUUUAAUGUUUACAUAUUAUAUAAAUGGUGGGAACUCUUAAUUGCCAUUGCUGCGAAUAAUAAGGACACAAUAUAAUUGGAACAUUUACGUAAUGAAGUGAAGAUAUUGGUAUGAUGUGCGGCGGUGCCGCAGCUUUGAGCAGCAGCCAACAAAACGAAGACCCCUAAGUGCAUUAUUCUUUAUAAACAUCAGGAGUGCCUCUAAAAAAAUAAAGUUCUUGUUAAACGGUAUAAAUAUAAUUUACUACUGACCGUAAGCACGAUGUAAUGCACAAUUUAAUUUUAUUUUUCCUCUGUUUUAACUGUAUUAACAUAUGCUUUAAUUAAUAAACCCUUUCUGGUCGA